GACCCGUAGGGCUGCCUGGCCCCGGUGCGGGUGCUCCUUCCGGAAGGUUCCAUCCUCAGCCCGUCCCCGCAGGCGGCGGUGGUUGGGGGCAAUGUGCUGACAUCGCAGCGCAUCGUCGAUGUGGUGCUCAGAGCCUUCGGGGCCUGCGCGGCAUCGCAGGGCUGUAUGAACAACGUGACGUUCGGCGACGCGUCCAUUGGUUACUACGAGACGGUGGCGGGCGGGGCCGGCGCGGGGCCGCAUUGGGCCGGGCGCAGCGGCGUGCACAGUCACAUGACCAACACCCGCAUCACCGACCCCGAGAUCCUCGAGCUGCGUUACCCGGUGGUGGUGCGGCGCUUUGAGCUGCGCCGCGGUUCGGGCGGUUCGGGGCGAUUCCGGGGCGGUGACGGAGUGAGGAGAGAGCUGCAGUUCAGAGCCCCCCUCGUGCUGUCCGUGCUCAGCGAGCGCCGCGUCACGCAGCCCUACGGCAUGCAGGGCGGAGCUGCGGGCGCCCGCGGGGUGAAUCUGCUGCAGCGCUGCGACGGCCGCGUGCUCAGCCUGGGGCCCAAAGCCUGCGUCACCGUGGGGCCGGGGUCAGUGAGUGACGGCCCCCGCGCAGUGACCCACACAUUGACCCACACACUGACCCACACGUUGACCCACACACUGACCCAUAGGGGGACACAUAGAGGGACACACAUUGACCCACACACUGACCCACACAUUGACCCACACGCUGACCCACACACUGACCCAUAGGGGGACCCAUAGGGGGACCCAUAGGGGGACACACAUUGACCCAUAGGGGGACCCAUAGAGGGACCCAUAGGGGGACCCAGAGAGGGACACACAUUGACCCACACAGUGACCCAUAGAGGGACCCCACACACUGACCUACACACUGACCCAUAGGGGGACCCAUAGAGGGACACACAUUGCCCCAUAGGGGGACACAUAGAGGGACCCAUAGAGGGACACACACUGACCC
Molecule: messenger RNA, 970 nt
Organism: Gallus gallus (chicken)
Lineage: Eukaryota; Metazoa; Chordata; Aves; Galliformes; Phasianidae
Gene: OPLAH
Product: 5-oxoprolinase, ATP-hydrolysing
Exons: 4
Coding region: 166-741 (191 amino acids)
Biological process (GO): glutathione metabolic process
Cellular component (GO): cytosol
Molecular function (GO): 5-oxoprolinase (ATP-hydrolyzing) activity
Source: RefSeq, a predicted model, not a curated record